GCUCCCAUACUCUCUCUCUCUCUCACACACUCACACACACACUCCCUCUCUCCUCUUUUUAUGUAUAAAUUCCUCCUCGUCUGAUCCAACCUCCCCAGUUAAACCACCAGCCGAGAUACCACCACCAAGUCCUCCGACAAGGGAAGCCAUGCGGCCCCAUGAGCCCGAGAACGGUGGAGCCGCCCCGGACGAGCCGGCGCCGGCAGACGCAACCUCCCAUCCGAAUCCACGUCCGCUCCCGCGGGCCACCACUCCGCUGGACCCGGUGACCCUCAAGUAUAUCUAUCUAACUGAAGCACGGAUCGAACGACAGUUCGAGGAGGUGGUGUACAAACUGAAGAUUGGUCGGCCAAUGUGGUGGUCCGGCUGCUGUGGCAGCGGCGCUGGUGGCGCCGAGAAGGUCAUACUGAACGGCAUCACCGGAAUGGUCGGCCCGGGAGAGAUGCUCGCCAUGCUGGGCCCCUCCGGCAGCGGCAAGACCACCCUCCUCACGGCCCUCGGCGGCAGGUUGGUCGCCGGCAAGCUCUCGGGCACGAUCACCUACAAUGGGCAGCCCUUCUCCCGUGGCAUGAAGCGGCGGACCGGGUUCGUGGCCCAGGACGACGUGCUCUAUCCGCACCUCACCGUCCGCGAGACGCUCGCCUUCACGGCGCUGCUGCGGCUGCCGCGGUCCCUGAGCCGGGCCGAGAAGGUGCGCCAUGCGGAGAAGGUGAUGGGAGACCUGGGGCUGGCCCGGGUGGCCCACACCAUGAUCGGCGGCCACCUGGUGCGGGGAGUCUCCGGGGGCGAGCGCAAGCGGGUGAGCAUCGCCCUGGAGCUGCUCGUGAACCCGAGCCUACUCCUCCUGGACGAGCCCACAUCGGGCCUCGACUCCACGACGGCCGCGCGGAUCGUGAGCGUGCUGCGAAGGCUGGCAGCCGAGGGCAGGCGCACCGUCGUCACCACCAUCCACCAGCCGUCGGCCCGGCUCUACCGCAUGUUCGACAAAGUGAUGCUGCUGUCGGAGGGCAGUCCCAUAUACUAUGGCCGCGCCUCCGACGCCCUCCACUACUUCUCCUCUAUCGGCUUCUUAUCGCCGCUCUCCGUCAACCCGGCCGAAGUCAUGCUCGACCUGGCCAACGGGAUUGCGCCGGAUUCCUGCAAGGAAAACUCGGCGACGGAGCCCGAUAAUGGAAGCGCAGAGCGGGAGAGGAAGUCAUUGGCGAGGGAGGAGCUCCGGUCCGCCUACGCCAGGUAUAUCGCCACCCGGCUGAAGGCCGACCUCUGCCGCAUGGAUUCUAGCAGCCAUUCUCAUGCCAAAGGAAGGAGGGAGGAGUGGUGCACAAGCUGGUUGGAGCAGUUCCUGGUGCUGCUGAGGAGGGGGAUAAAGGAAAGGCGAUACGAGGCCUUCAACAAGCUCCGGAUUUUCCAGGUCAUUAGCGUCGCCACCCUCGGGGGCCUGCUCUGGUGGCACACCUCGCCCUCCCAUAUCCAGGAUCGGGUCGCGCUACUGUUCUUCUUCUCCGUCUUCUGGGGCUUCUUCCCUCUGUACAACGCGGUCUUCACGUUCCCUCAAGAGCGCUCCAUGCUCAUCAAGGAGCGAUCCUCCGGCAUGUACCGCCUCUCCUCCUACUUCCUUGCCCGAACGGCUGGCGACCUCCCCAUGGAGCUGGCCCUCCCCACCGCCUUCGUCGUCAUCAUCUACUGGAUGGGCGGCCUCCAGCCCAGCGCCUCCAGCUUCCUACUCUCCCUCCUCGUCGUCCUCCUCAGUGUUCUCGUCUCCCAGAGCCUCGGCCUGGCCUUCGGCGCCAUCCUCAUGGACGUCAAGCAGGCCACCACCCUCGCCUCCGUCACCACCCUCGUCUUCCUCAUCGCCGGGGGAUACUACGUGCAGCACAUCCCCCGCUUCAUCGUCUGGCUCAAGUACCUCAGCUUCAGCUUCUACUGCUAUAAGCUCCUCCUCGGGGUCCAAUUCCGCGACGACGACGUCUACCAGUGCUCCCCUGGCGUCUUGUGCAGGGCGGCGGACUUCCCGGCGAUCAAGUCCGUGGGUCUGCACCACAUGUGGAUCGACGUGUGCAUCAUGGUCCUCAUGCUCAUCGGCUACCGCCUUAUCGCCUACUUGGCCUUGCAUCGUUUGCAGCCCAGGUGUUGAGAGAAGAAGGCGAAGCUACCAAGGUCAUCAUCAUACCGUCACCACUCUCCGUGAUGCAGAACAGAGGAUUUUCCUUCUCCCAAAGUGAUCGAGGAAUAACUCCACUCCUCGAUUGCAGCUAAUCUGGAAUGAUGGCAUGCAUGCUUUGAUGUCUCCCUAUCGGACUUGGAAACUGCAUGCAAGUCCUUGCCCGAGUCAACAUCAGGCAUGAGUUAAAUUUAGAAUACCGGAAUCUCCGAUUAGAACCGGUUGUUCAAAAGAUCCCCUGUUUUCUUAUAUACACAAUAUGGUAUCUUGCCUGGUUUUAUGCACGCUAUUGUAUAGUCUAAAUAACAAUGUGUGGCAACCCAAUCUGAGCUCUGUAACCUUUUUUUUUUUUUUUUCUUUUUUUUUCGAUACAAGGGUUGUUCACACUGAUCUUGUAUGAGUACAACCAAUAAAGUUAUAAAAAAAAAAUUGG
This is a messenger RNA of Phoenix dactylifera (date palm), 2594 nucleotides long. RefSeq names its product ABC transporter G family member 14-like. Gene Ontology annotation, molecular function: ABC-type transporter activity; ATP hydrolysis activity; ATP binding. Gene Ontology annotation, cellular component: plasma membrane. Gene Ontology annotation, biological process: transmembrane transport. NCBI's taxonomy places the organism in Eukaryota, Viridiplantae, Streptophyta, Magnoliopsida, Arecales, Arecaceae. The record is from RefSeq and is a predicted model, not a curated record.